Mustela lutreola (European mink) is the source of this 4857-nucleotide messenger RNA. RefSeq names its product rabphilin 3A (gene RPH3A). Bases 616 to 2745 code for a protein of 709 amino acids. The record is from RefSeq and is a predicted model, not a curated record. The transcript has 23 exons. Gene Ontology annotation, molecular function: small GTPase binding. Gene Ontology annotation, cellular component: membrane. Gene Ontology annotation, biological process: intracellular protein transport. NCBI's taxonomy places the organism in Eukaryota, Metazoa, Chordata, Mammalia, Carnivora, Mustelidae.
CUCCUGGCCCCCCACCGCUCUUUCUCCAGGCACCCCGCACAUAAAUCAUGGGUGGGAGGCCGGCUUGGUUCCCCCUGCACGGGGAAGCGGCUGCCCCCUCCCUUGCUCACACGGGGUUUUGCGGCAGUGGUGGCAGCUGCCACUGAUUCGGGCACUGGGGAAGCAAUUGAUUCGUCUACUGCCAGCAGCCCGGAGUUGCCUACGUGGACGCAGACAGACGACAGAGAGAAAGAGAAAGAAAGAGGAAGAGGGGGUGGGGGGAGAGGGCUCCGAACGAAAACCAUCAUCCCUGUGGAGGGCAGACUGAGGGAGCCACUGCCUUUGCCUUGUCCACUGACUGGUCUGAGUUUUCUCUUCUUCUGGCAGUGGCACCUCCAGUGAGCUUUCAAACCAAGUCAUCGGGAGUUAGUAUCUUCCCACCCCGGCAGGGAAGGGAAGAGUUGGCAAGAAUUUGGCUCACCCAUUCCCUCUGCAAUCCUCUGGUGUGGAGGUGCUGGGAGCUGUUAGCCUGUCUAGGCCUGGAGGGGCUGGAAGGGAACACCUGUGGACCCAGAAGAGAAAGGAUUGUAUGGAGGAGUCCUCCGGACAGGAGCUGUGAUCCCCAGCAGCCAGCUCAUGGAGCACCAAACUCCCGCCAUGACUGACACCGUAUUCAGCAACAGCUCUAGCCGUUGGAUGUGUCCCAGCGACCGACCUCUGCAGUCAAAUGAUAAAGAACAGCUCCAGGCAGGCUGGUCCGUCCAUCCCAGCAGUCAGCCCGACAGACAGAGGAAGCAGGAAGAGCUGACAGAUGAGGAGAAGGAAAUCAUCAACAGAGUCAUCGCUCGAGCUGAGAAAAUGGAAGAGAUGGAGCAGGAGCGAAUUGGGCGCCUGGUGGACCGUCUGGAGAACAUGAGGAAGAAUGUGGCCGGGGAUGGGGUGAACCGCUGCAUCCUGUGUGGAGAACAGCUGGGGAUGCUGGGCUCCGCCUGUGUGGUGUGUGAGGACUGUAAGAAGAAUGUCUGCACCAAGUGUGGAGUGGAGACCUCCAAUAACCGCCCGCAUCCCGUGUGGUUAUGCCAAAUCUGCCUGGAGCAGAGAGAGGUGUGGAAGCGAUCCGGAGCAUGGUUCUUCAAGGGCUUCCCCAAACAGGUCCUCCCACAGCCUAUGCCCAUAAAGAAGACCAAGCCCCAGCAACCUGUCACUGAACCUGCUGUUCCUGAGCAGGUCACACCUGAGCCCAAGCAUGCGGCCCGGGUUCCGAGCCGAGGUGACACUGAAGACAGGAGGGGCCCAGGUCAGAAAACAGGUCCUGAACCAGCCUCCGCACCCGGGCGAGGAAGCUAUGGGCCUCCUGUGCGCAGGGCCUCCGAGGCACGCAUGAGCUCAACCAGCCGGGACUCAGAGAGCUGGGACCACGGCCACGGUGGGGCUGCCGGCGACUCCAGCCGGAACCCAGCAGGUUUGCGACGGGCCAACUCCGUGCAGGCCUCCAGACCCGCCCCGGCCACCAUGCAGAGCCCCGCGCCACCCCAGGCCGCACAGCCAGGGCCUCCAGGAGGCAGCAAAUCCGGCACUGGACCCGCAGGACGCUUUCCAGAUCAGAGACCAGAGGUGGCUCCCGGUGACUCUGGCUAUGCCGGGGCCACUGCCCCACCCCGGGAGGAGAGAACAGGGGGAGUUGGGGGCUACUCAGCAGUUGGCGCCAGGGACGACCGAGCGGGCCCCCCACUGGGCCCCUAUUCCCAAGCCUCUGCUGCUGCCCCCCAGCCUGCCGUGGCCCCUGCCCGCCAGCCCCCACCCCCAGAGGAGGAGGAGGAAGAAGCCAACAGCUACGAUUCGGAUGAAGCAACCACCCUGGGUGCCCUGGAGUUCAGCCUUCUCUACGACCAGGACAAUAGCUCCCUGCACUGCACCAUCAUAAAAGCCAAAGGACUGAAGCCCAUGGAUUCCAACGGCUUGGCAGAUCCCUACGUGAAGCUGCAUCUCCUGCCGGGAGCCAGCAAGUCCAACAAGCUUCGUACGAAAACUCUGAGGAACACCCGGAACCCCGUCUGGAAUGAGACCCUUGUCUAUCACGGCAUCACAGACGACGACAUGCAGAGGAAGACGCUCAGGAUCUCUGUCUGUGAUGAGGACAAAUUUGGCCAUAACGAGUUUAUCGGUGAGACCAGAUUUUCACUCAAGAAACUGAAGCCCAACCAGAAGAAGAACUUUAAUAUCUGUCUGGAGCGGGUGAUCCCGAUGAAGCGUGCUGGAACCACUGGGUCAGCCCGAGGCAUGGCCCUUUAUGAGGAGGAGCAGGUGGAACGUAUUGGUGACAUAGAGGAACGUGGCAAGAUCCUGGUGUCCCUCAUGUACAGCACACAGCAGGGAGGCCUCAUCGUGGGCAUCAUACGCUGCGUGCACCUGGCCGCCAUGGACGCCAACGGCUACUCAGAUCCAUUCGUCAAGCUCUGGCUGAAACCGGACAUGGGAAAGAAGGCCAAACACAAGACUCAAAUAAAGAAGAAGACCUUGAACCCUGAGUUUAAUGAGGAGUUUUUCUAUGACAUCAAACAUAGUGACCUGGCGAAGAAGUCCUUGGACAUCUCGGUCUGGGACUAUGACAUCGGCAAGUCCAACGAUUACAUCGGAGGCUGCCAGCUGGGGAUCUCGGCCAAGGGAGAACGCUUGAAACACUGGUACGAGUGUCUGAAAAACAAGGACAAGAAGAUUGAGCGCUGGCACCAGCUACAGAACGAGAACCACGUGUCGAGCGAUUAGGAUGGGCCCCCAGGUCCCCAGCUCCAUGCCCCACCCCCAUGCCAGGUCACCCGCCAGCCUGACCCUGCCGCCCUUCGCACUCUGGCCUCUCUCCUCUCUGCCUCCCCCACCCCCCUCCCUCCCCAAGCCUACCUUUGAGGUGCCCCCUGACCUUGGGCACUGCUGCCAAAGACCUUUCUCCUCCGUCUGCGAUGCUGUGCUGCGGGGCCUGACUGCAGCCUCUCUCUGGUCCCUCCAGGAGGGAGAGGAAGGUGGAGAUUUGUACAAGGAGGCUGGAAUUUAACAACCUUUCUGUCUGGGGAAACUGCAAAGGUUCUUCAUCAUUUAGGACUGUUUUUAGAACCUCCUGGCCUUGAAAACACACACACACACACACACACACACACACACCCUGCGUUUCCUGGGUCGUGUCUGCGUAUACCCUGGAACCAGGCUGCGAGGGCCAGCACUGGGGCAGAGAUAGAACCUCCAGGCCUCUGCUGCCCCUCCACGCCACACACCCCGAUUGCCAGGAAGACAGACCACCGAGCUUAAACUCCCCGGUGACUAGGAACAGACUCUCCUGGCCCCAAAUGCAUCCAGACGUGGACAUGCAGAACACACAAAGGGGCUUGGUAGCCCCGUCUUUCAGGAUGCCUCCUCUGUUUGCUUCCGAGCAGAACCCAACACCCUUUAGUGUCCCCCCCGCCCUCCCCCUCCCCAUCCUGCCCUCCUCCCUCCCUAACCCUACAUUGCGUCAAACUCUCUCUCCUCCUCACCCUCCUCUCUCCCUGUCCGUCUCUCCCCCCCCCCCCCCGUCUCCCGCCCCCGUCUCCUUGUCCUCUUUCUAAGGGGGUUCAAUAGCAACAGCAAAAAAUACCUUAAGCCAGCCUCGCCCCCUCCCCAGCUUGGCCAGCAAACUCAAACUGGCCCCCCCCCUUGGAGUUCCAGUUAGGCCCGUGUGCUUCUCAACCCCUGCCCGUGUCUCCUGGUGGCAGAACCAGGGGCCCCCCGCCCCCCUGCUGGGCGUGCUGCUGGUGCUGUCCCAGGUGCAUGGUGGCCUCCCGCCAGCUGUGUAGACGCCCCUUAGUGGGCUUUCCUCGGCUCCUGGGCUCCCCAAGUAGGUGCAAAAGGCAGUUAGAAACCAGAGCUCUGGGUCUGGGUGGGGGCGGGGCUCUCCAAAGCCCCCAGCCUUCCCCCUCCCUCUGCUCUUAGUUAAGUAAACACUCUGCUCUGUCCGUCCCUCACCCUCUCUGCUUCUCUGAAUCCCCAAGCCCUGUCUCUCAUGCAGAAUCACCUUGAAUGUCUCUGUCCAUGAUGCUGUCUCAGUCUGUCUGUCUCCUGCACCCUUUCACCAAGUUUGUCGGGAGCAUAAGAUACCAUCGUGAAUGUGCAGCUUCGGAGAGUGACAGGUCCUGAUGCCAAAGGCCAUAGUUCCAUCAUGAAUCAUUUGGGCUCUCUUCCCCCCAAAUUAAAAAAAAAAAAAAAGUAAAAAAGAAGAAAAGGCGAUGAGAAUCAAUGUUACAAAUGUGAGGCGGGGGUCAGGGCGUCUUCCCCGCCCCGUGAGAAAGGCUUGUUUUUUCGCCGGUUUCCUUGGUCUUCCCCAUGAAAAUCACAUCCCUCUGUCUGACAGCCCGUUGUCUAGAGACGUCAUCAGAUGGACACGCAAACUCUCACUUUCUCCAAACGCACCUUUUAACCUUUCUCAGUCAAGGCCCCCGCCCUCAGCUCCCUGCGCAACUCAUCGGAAGACUCUGAUUUCUUGCCUUGAAUAACCAUCUUCCAAACACCAAGCUCUUCGCCUUCCCCAAGAUGGCCAAUGGCUUCCAGGCUGCCAUCUUGCCCCCCAACCCUGUCCCUCUGUCAGUCCCCGUGGCGUCCACUCUCGGCCCACCUCCUUCCCACGGUUCACCCCGAGGAGAAAGCAUGCUAGCUGCACUGCUCAAGCCUGACGCUGGUGUUGGCGCUGGAAUCAGCAUGCAGCAAGCUCACGGUGUCCCCGGACCGGGCACCUGCUGUCCAUGAUAAGUGUAACCCCUCCCUGCCUAGAAUACACACAUGCCCUCCAGUGCAUGCCGAACCGCCCACUGCCUUUCUUUGUGAUGAUGUAGCCAAAAAUAAAGUAGGAAUAUC